Molecule: messenger RNA, 2118 nt
Organism: Argiope bruennichi
Lineage: Eukaryota; Metazoa; Arthropoda; Arachnida; Araneae; Araneidae
Product: CD9 antigen-like
Exons: 7
Coding region: 129-908 (259 amino acids)
Cellular component (GO): membrane
Source: RefSeq, a predicted model, not a curated record
CUCGGGACGAAUUCAGCUCCCUUUGCCCGCGUCUUUAUUGGUUCCGGCGACAUCGUUGGUUAAGGUUUGUGUUUUCUGUGCACACGUGCUAUUGUUUUGAUACCUCGGAGAUAACGUAGUGAUCCAUCAUGGCUGUGAAAGGAUGUCUUGCGUGCAUUAAAUAUGUGGUCCUCCUCAUCAACUUCAUAUUUUGGCUUGCUGGUGUCGCAUUGCUCUCUUUAUCAAUAUGGAUGUAUGUGGACACAGCUGCAUAUUUGGUGUCUGAUCACAAUGACAAGUUCUUUGUUUCAAUUUACAUAUUGAUGGGUGCAGGAGCUUUGAUGACACUGGUUGGUUUCCUUGGAUGUUGUGGUGCCAUGCAAGAAAGCUCUUGCAUGCUGGGCACUUUCUCAACUUUUGUGAUUUUGAUAUUUGCUGCAGAAAUUGCUGGUGCUGUAUAUGGAUACUCUCAUAAAGAUGAAGUAAAAUCGGCUCUCACCAAAACAGUAACAAAUAUGGUGAAAAACGAAUAUAGUGUGCAGGAUGCAGUUACCAUGGGUGUCGACACAAUGCAACAAAAAUUGGGCUGCUGUGGUGCAACUGGAAUUAGUGAUUGGGAAAAUUCCAGUUUAAACAACAAGAACAAAGAAUCUGGUAUUCUUAGUGUUCUGAGUAUAUCUUAUAAAGUUCCUACAUCUUGUUGUGUUUCUCCUGAUAGUAUAGGUUGUGAAACAGCUACCAACAUUGCUGCAGCUAACACUUUUACAAGUAGUCUUUAUUCUGAGGGUUGUUUGGGCAAGAUUACUGAGAAAAUUGAGAAACAUCUUUUCACUAUAAUUGUUGCUGGAAUAACUAUUGCAGUUAUUCAGAUUUUUGGAUUUGUAUUCUCCCUUGUGCUGUGCUGCGCAGUAUCUGGCAGAGAUUACUAAUUCGCCCUUCAAAUAAGACAUUGCAGCUUCUUCAAAAAGCAAAUCUGCAGCUCCUUUAAAAUGUGUUUCUGUGAAGAUUUUACAUUUAUGGACAAACAAAAUUUUAUUAUCACAUUAUAUGAAUCUCUAUUGGGAGAAAGGUUUUUAAUUAGAAAGUUGUAUUCAUUGUAUUGCUGAGGUUUCGCCAAAAGUAAUUAUAUGAUGGUCUCUGAGAGUAGUUUGCAGAUAUUUUUUUAGAGUUUUGAAAAGCAUUACUUAAUUGUAAGUUUCAUUUACCAUUAAAAAUAUCAGUUUUUAAAUUUAUUGUAUUUGAAAUAAUUGCUUAUAUCUUUUUGAUAUUAAGUAUCUUUGAUAUAUUUUAAUCAUAUAAUUGUUGCAUUACUAUUAAUGUACCUCAUGUAUCUUUCAUUUACCUCAUGUUUUUCUUCUUUUUAAUGACAAAGACUGCUAGAUUUGAUUAAAUUAGUGAUGUAGAAAAAAAAUAUGCUCCGGCUUUACUAUUAAAGCCUUCAUAUGGCAUUUAAUUUUUUAUUUUAAGAAAUCAUGAUUUUUCUUGACUUAAUUUACUGUUAACGGCUCAGCUUAUUGAAGACUGAUAUAGGUAGUUUUCAGUCUGAUUUUUGUUUCAUUUUCUAAACUAUCAAGAAGUACAAGCAAUAUUUUGUUGAUUUUAGUUAUAGUUUUUAUUGGUUGGGUCUCUUAAGUCUAUUAUACUAUGUGUUCUUUUUUUUUUCUUUUUUUUUUCCUGAAAUGAAAUUUAGGCAUUUUUUUAAUCAUUUAUAAUCCUUAUUGUAAUUUUGAAAUUCAUGAACAGAAGAAUAUUAUUAAAAGUACAAUUCAAAACUGUAAAAUAUUAUUUUUUGCUAUUGUAUUUUCUGAUAUAUUAUAAGCAAAAUCGUUGUGCCUUAUUGAAAUGAAAAGAAAUACAAUUAUUUAAGUGUGCUAUUUAAAUUUUCUCAGGCACUGUACAUGAAUGUUACAAAAAUUUCUGCUUUGUAAAUAAUUGAAAGCCCAAAUAAUUCAUUAAACAACAUGUAUCCUUCUCUAUAUUUGUAUUUAUGGGUACGCUCGGAUAUUCCUGUGUUCAUCUAUUUCAUAUUAAUUAUCUUUUCAAUCAUGUCUAUAAUAUGGCAUUUCAUAUAAAUUUACUGUAUAUUCUUUUCAUGUUAUUUUCUGUAUUUUUUAAUUAAAUAAAUGUAUCUAUAACUUU